CCGCGACGGACUCUGUCUCUUGUCUCGUCGACCCCUUCUCUCCUGAUUGGCAUCGUGUUCCUGGCUUCCGGGCUUCCCACAAGCACUCACUCGCAUCCGUGUAUGUGGUGGCCCUUGCAGUUGCUUCUCUGGAUUCGAAGUUUCAUCGUUGGGUCCGCAUGCUGGGAGCCUGGCAGUCACUUCGAUUACUGGAGGAAGUAUGUAUUUGUUUCGCCAUUCCAUCUGAUAAUUGGCAUGUGUUCUUGAAGAGUGAUUGGUGCAGCCUCUCCGUCCCAUUUGGAGUGGUCAUUGUGGGUCUGGUUUUCCGAGGAGCUGGGGGUCGCUACCAGUGCCGGAACAAUUGGGUGCCGCGGGUUCCUCCCUGAUGGUUGACAUGUAUGCUUGAAAUGGGAUUGAUGCGAGGCGCAGGAGACUUGGUGCACUUUUUGUAAUUUUGUUCCUACUUGUUGAGUCGAGAUUUCGGAGCGGCGAUUGGAGGUCUGGUGCACAACAUCCGCCAUUGCCUGUUUCACAGAGGUGCUUGUCGCACGCCAGUCGAUAAUCUCAAUGCUCAAUCGCUCACGGCCACUGUAGUCGGAAUUCUCCUUCUGCAUUGCUGCCUUGUUAUCAUUGUUAUCAUUGCCCGGCACGGAGGGAGGGGGAGGGAGUAAUAGGAGGUGGUGCAGGUCGGAUUGGGUGUCGGAUCUCGUGGUAGACCAAGCCAUUGUACGACAUUGUCUCAUUUGCUCGACUGCUACGCGACUGGCCGGAGCGGAGACUUAGUCGCACUAGCUGGGGCCCCACUCACAGCAAUCUCCGCAGGUCAGCCAAUUAGAAGUUCCUUUGCAUCUGCGGUCCUCCAGCGAGCAGCAGCGUAGCUUGGCAGUGUGGGAACUAGGAACAACCAAGCAGAGCCAGGUAGAGCGAGUUCUAGAGUCUCUUACUUGGCAGAUGCGGGUAGCCUGUGGCUGAGGAGCAAUUUCGGGUUGGUUUUGUUGGAGAGCUUCAGCCUCAAGAAGAAAGUCGCACUGUACUGUGCAGCAGUGGCCUUGGAAUAGCGUCCUCUGUUGUCGUUGUAGUUCUCUAUAGGCUGCACGGCGAAGCGAUCUCUCAGAUGGUGGCUGGAAGCUUUUAGAGGUGAACUUAUAUUUUGAGUGGAAGCGUGAAAGGAUUAAGCGUAAUUGCAAUUUGAGGUUGUUGACGGUAGUGUGCGUAGUGCUUAGGCGGGAACUAAGCUUCCUAGGGCGAGGAAGGAUUUUGUUGGGGGACUGCGCUGUUGAUUGAGUGGAAGAUCACUGGAAAGACAGGAAACUGUGCACCGGAUUUGUGUGCCCGUUUUUGAGAGACUACCAAUUGCGGCAUUGCAAGCACUGACAACGAGCGUGGAGAAUAGACGCGAGCGAUUUCGGGUGAAAGAGGCAGCUUAGGAUGACGCACGGACGAUGCGGUAUACGAGGAAAGGCAGUUUGGAAUCACGGCUGCACGUAGAAGUGGAGAUGCCGUUGCUGGAGAGAGGCGUCGUGUUUCGUCGGCGGUGAUGCCCAUUCAGAUCACGGAGGGAAGCAUGGUUACGGGAGGACAGUGUUAAAAUUUCUAGUUGUAGGGCGAGGUGGAAAACGGGUAGGCUAGCUCCCGCAGCAGUCCAAGCCUAGAGCGUUGGGAGCAUCACGGCGGAGUUUCACAAGGUGGCUAAAAUGAGGGGCGUCACAGCGGAAGUGAGCUAUGACCGCACUGACGAGGGAAAGGAAGGGCUCGCGGCAGCCAGGGAGAUGGUGGGCAAGGAAUCGUCGGACUUGUGGGGAAGGGUGAAGAGGAUGUCAGUGCGGGAUUUGGCGAGCAAGUUCGAGUCAGGCCAAGCCGCUGCGCAAGCAGCUGCUGCCAGGCUUGCUGAAGAGCAAAAAGCCAAAGAAGUGGCUCUCUUGGACAAACCAGCGCUUCUGAAAAAGUUACGUGGGCUGCUCGGAGACCUUUUGGGCCGUGUUGCGGGGCGGAACAAAGAUGAUGUCACGGAAGCUCUCAUCACAGUGGAUGCAGUGGAAGCUCAAUGGACACAACGGGAGACCGAGGCCAUGCAGGAAAGAGGAGAGUCGAGGAAGCUCGCUGCUCUUUUCCAGAAGGCCUCGGAGGAUGCAAAGAGUAUCAUAGAGAAGGAACGGCAAGAAGCCCAGGCGGAGAUCGAGGCUGCACGUGCCACUGCACUUCGCUGUCAACAAGCGUUGGAAGAGCAGACUCACGCUUUAAGUCACGCCGAGCAAGAGGAGCUUGUGGAACUACGACAGGAGAUCAAAGAAGCCCGCAGAAUAACGAUGCUGCACGCGCCUAGUAAGGUUAUGGACAUGGAGUACGAGAUUGCAGGUCUACGACAGCAGCUCACUGAGAAGGCUCUUGAGGUGGUUGCUCUCCGCAAAAAGGUGGAUGCUUUAGUGUCGAACUCAGAAGGUCCGUCACACUUUGAGCUGCAGGGCGAGGAGCGGCUUGGGUCUUCCCUAGUCAUCGUCCCUGCUGACUCACUUUCUCCAGAGCUGGGAAAGUGCAAAUUCCAGUGGCACCGUAUGCAUGGGAUCAAGGCUGAAACCAUCAUAGGUGCUACGAGGCCUCAGUAUGCUCCCGAGCCUCUGGAUGUUGGGAAGAAGCUGAAAGUUGACAUUGACCUUCCGGAUGGUAGUCGAGAGUCGCUUGCAACUUCGGGCCCUAUAGAUGGAGCUGCUGGACUAGGUCAGUGUGUGGAAGCAUUGGUCCGGAAAGGAGGAGCUGAGUUCAAUGUUAGAAUCUUCCAAGAGAAUGGCGAACACGUUGUCAAGGCCACAUUUCAAGUGCUGGUUAUCGACAAAUCGCGAAUGAAGCUUUUCAAAGGCCGGCACAACCGAGCAAAAGAAGAAUACUCUUCGUCUAUGCAGUUGUGUGGUGCACGAGGCGGUGGUGAUGCAGCCGCGCGGAGCUUGUAUUGGGUGGCGAACAAGAGCCUUACCUUCAUGCUGGUGUUGGACUCGGAGCGAGAGCGCAACGCAGCGAUCAUGUUGGCGAGAAGAUUUGCUUAUGACUGUAAUGUCAUACUUGGUGGACCUGAUGACUAAUUCCCCAGAGGCAAUCAACCACGAUGGAUCUGUAGAAUCUGGAAUGGGGUGAGUUCGACGGGUGCAACAUUAUUCCUGUGAAGUGCAGUGGAGAUUCACAGCCAGCUGUGAUGGUCAAUAUCUUGGCCCCCUACAUUCGCCAGGCGGGUUGUGUAUUGAGCCACCGCAUAUGUAUGUCACCCCGUACGAGGGACGCACCUUCGUGACCUCUGCUAUUGGGUUCGUAAACCUGCUUAGAGCACUUCGAAACCCCGACAGAUCCUCAUAAGAAUCAGCGCUUGUAUCGUAGAGACCUGUGGCUUUGCUCAAGAUAGGUUGGAGUGAAGCACUAGAUAUCUGAUUUCGCCUGUUUGAAAGAAGUUUACAAAUGCCACCACACUGGGGUGGCAUGACGUAGUCGUAGAAAUGGAGGGCCCUGUUUGAGACGAAGAGAUUUUCUGAGGUGCCGCCUGACGAAGGCGGGAACAGUACUGUAUUGUAACCCUCAUGGGUAAUUUGUAACAGUCGAGCGAGUUGAAUUUUGCGAGGUGCAUAGGUUCCUGUCCAUCAUUUUGCUUAGGCAGUGCGGGCUGCUUGAGUGUGUGGGGCAUUUGAAGCGUGGCGAUGAUUGACUUGGCCAAUCCAAGAAUGCCAACAUGUUUUCCAACAAGUGGCUGCAGUGCUUUUAAGAGCAAAACAAGCUACAUUACAUCAGGAUUUUUAGCUAAA
Physcomitrium patens is the source of this 3761-nucleotide messenger RNA. RefSeq names its product stomatal closure-related actin-binding protein 1. Gene Ontology annotation, biological process: regulation of stomatal movement; actin filament organization. Gene Ontology annotation, molecular function: actin binding. NCBI's taxonomy places the organism in Eukaryota, Viridiplantae, Streptophyta, Bryopsida, Funariales, Funariaceae. The record is from RefSeq and is a predicted model, not a curated record.